GUUUCCAAUUAUGUUUCUUUUCUCUGAGCCCACGCCUGGUGGGCAGAAGUGAUGUUUUUAUUCCACCGUGGAGCAGGCUUUUGUGGGGCUGGGGAUGGGGUGUAGGUUAGGGAUGAAGGCGGGGGAGUCUCUCCGUGUGUGUUGACUUUGUGCCCGACUUUUUAGCAGUUGAGCGGAAACGAGAGCCAGGGGUUGGUAAGUGACGUACAGUAGUACAAGGGUUACUUUGUAUGACUCCCCGGCUCAUGGAGAGACAACUGGACAGUCAUUCAAUCCCGCCUUCAGCAGCAGCCGUGGCAGCCGCAGCGGCUUGCAGCCAGCCACCCGAGUUGCAAAUUUAAGAAAGAAGGAAGAAAAAGUUACAAGCGAAGAGAGAUCAGUCUGAACUCAGGGUGGUGUGGGCGGAGGUGGCAGCAGCGGACGAAGGAGGGAUUGUAGCAGAGUACAGGAACUGGGGAGGCGGGAGAGGAGGGAGGAGUGAGGGUGGGAGGAGGAGGACUCGUAUCUGUACUCCCACAGAGCGAGGCGUUUCCACCCUUCUCUACCCAAGGGCUGGGAGCCCCGAGUUGAAAGAGAAUAAUGAAGAUCACUUAAGAGGCUGGAGUAGGGAGAGUACGGGACGUACACACCCAGAUCUGGAGGGGGGCGGGGGGAAGAGAGGUAGAGAGAGAGAAAAGAGAGCGGGAGUGACUGCUAGAGAGAGGCUCCCGGCUGAGCUUUAGCCUGAUAAGUUGUAGCAAGUAUUCCCCGGACCACUUAGCUCAUCCUUGGGGCUGAAGCGGGGUGUUCUGGGGCAGCAAACUGGGGAAGCUUUAGAGACCAUGGGGACAGAUGGAGGGGCGAGAAGGAAAAAUACAGCAGCACGAGAAGAAGGGGAUCAGGGGCAGGAGGAGCCGAGGAGACACAGGCAGCAGCGGCGCCGGCGAAGGAGGGAGAGCAAGACCAGGACUGUGCGCUCCAACCUGCUGCCGCCCCCGGGGGGUGGGGAGCCCGAUGUAGCUGUGAAAGGGGCUCCCCAUCGGUGGCGGUGGAGUCAGGGAGGCUCCCAGCACCUGGCUGACAACCGGCUGAAGACGACCAAGUACACUGUACUGUCCUUCCUGCCCAAGAACCUCUUUGAGCAGUUUCAUCGCCUGGCUAACGUGUACUUCGUCUUAAUCGCCCUGUGUAACUUUGUGCCUGUCCUGAAUGCCUUCCAGCCCGAGCUGGCCUUGGCGCCGGUGCUCUUCAUCCUGGCCGUCACCGCCAUCAAGGACCUUUGGGAGGAUUACAGCCGCCACCGCUCGGACCACGAGAUCAACCACCUGGACUGCCUUGUCUACUGCAGGGAUGAAAAGAAAUUCGUGAACCGAUAUUGGAAAGAAGUCCGAGUUGGAGAUUUUGUUCAGCUUCGAUGUAAUGAGAUCAUACCCGCUGACAUAUUGCUGCUUUCUUCGAGUGACCCUGAUGGUCUCUGUCACAUUGAAACUGCCAACCUGGAUGGAGAAACCAAUUUGAAACAGCGGCAGGUGGUGAGGGAAUUUUUAGAGCUGGAUGCUGAAUUCAAUCCCUUGAAGUUCACCAGUAUAAUCGAAUGUGAGAAGCCAAAUAACGACCUAAGAAGGUUUCGAGGUAACAUUAUACAUGAAAAUGGGAAAAAAGCUGCACUUUAUAAAGAAAAUUUAUUGCUGCGUGGAUGUACCAUUAGAAAUACAGAAGAGGUAACAGGAAUAGUCAUCUAUGCAGGACACGAGACUAAAGCUUUGCUAAACAACAGUGGACCACGUUACAAGCGAAGUAAGCUCGAAAGACAAAUGAAUAUGGAUGUCCUUUGGUGUGUCCUUAUACUCAUAGUCAUGUGUCUGUUUUCUGCAAUUGGUCAUGGACUAUGGGUACGACAGUAUGGAGACAGGAAGAAACCAUUAUUUGAUGUCCCACAAUCGGAUGGCAGCUAUUUGUCUCCAGUUCUAGCUGCAGUUUAUUUAUUUUUGACAAUGAUAAUAGUUCUUCAGGUUCUAAUCCCGAUUUCUUUAUAUGUUUCCAUUGAAAUUGUCAAAAUAUGUCAGGUCUUUUUUAUUCACCAAGAUAAAGAACUAUAUGAUGAAGAAACAGACUCCAAACUACAGUGUCGAGCCCUGAAUAUCACAGAAGAUUUAGGACAGAUACAGUAUAUUUUCUCUGAUAAAACUGGCACUCUCACUGAAAACAAGAUGGUUUUCCGAAGAUGCACUGUUUCUGGCAUAGAAUACUCACAUGAUGCUAAUGCUCGGCGCAUAGCUAUGUACCAGGAGGCUGACUCCGAAGAGGAUGAAGCCGCUCCCAAGGGAGGGACGCUAUCCCGGCGGGGCAGCAUCGGUAGUCACCAAAGUGUCAAGGUUGUUCACAGAACCCAGAGCACCAAAUCCCACAGACGGACGGGCAGCCGAGCCGAAGCAAAGAGAGCCAGCAUUCUAUCCAAACAUACGGCUUUCAGCAGCCCAAUGGAAAAGGACAUUACCCCUGAUCCAAAACUAUUUGAAAAGGUAAAUGAAUGUGCUAGGUGUCUGGAGAUCAUGAGAAACCAGGAAAAGUCAUUGUCCCAUCUCACCCCGGAACUCGCUGAUAUUUUUGACUUCUUCAUAGCCCUGACCAUCUGCAAUACAGUGGUAGUGACAGCCCCCAAUCAGCCAAGACACAAGGUAAGAGUUAGGUUUGAGUUGAAGUCUCCAGUGAAGACCAUAGAAGAUUUCAUCCGAAGAUUCACUCCCAGCCGCCUGACUUCUGGAUCGAACAGUGGAAGCUCCUCAAGCCUCUCCACCAGUAAAUCAACCCACAAAACUGGUUCCAGCUUUCUGUCCACACUGUCCACUGAGAGUACCCUGCUCAAACUCGAAGCUGGCCUGACCCACUCCUCCCCAAAGAUGAAUAACAAUGGGUAUGGUGUGCAGCCCGGAGGUGGCUGGGCAACCGAGAAUGGACUCAAAGAGGGGGAGCUUCGUUACGAGGCUGAGAGUCCCGAUGAAGCCGCCCUCGUCUAUGCAGCCAGAGCCUACAACUGCUCCCUGGUUGGCAGGCUGCCCGACCAGGUUUCUGUAGAACUCCCUCACCUGGGGAGGCUAACCUUUGAGCUUUUACACACGCUGGGCUUUGACUCCAUCAGGAAGAGGAUGUCUGUGGUGAUCAGGCACCCCCUUACGGACGAAAUCAACGUUUACACCAAAGGAGCGGAUUCGGUAAUAAUGGAUCUUCUACUGCCUUGCUCCUCAGAUGACUCAAGAGGAAAGCACCAGAAAAAAAUUCAAAGUAAAACUCAGAAUUAUCUGAACCUCUAUGCUGUGGAUGGAUUACGUACCUUAUGUAUAGCCAAGAAGGUUCUAAGUAAAGAAGAGUAUGCCUGCUGGUUACAAAGCCAUUUGGAAGCAGAAUCCUCACUGGAGAACAGGGAUGAGCUGCUGUUCCAGUCUGCAAUCCGUCUGGAGACCAAUCUACACCUAUUGGAAAUUCAGGUGUUCUCCUUAUUCUUUAUGAACCAGCAUCAUUAUAGGGUUUUACUGUGCCUGAAAUGUUUGAAUGAUUCUCAAACUUACUUCCCAAAGACCUUACCCCCACAGUUCCCAGGGGCGACGGGCAUCGAAGAUCGCUUACAGGAUGGUGUCCCAGAAACUAUUGCUAACUUGCGACAGGCUGGACUGCAGAUAUGGGUUCUCACUGGGGACAAACAAGAAACAGCUGUUAAUAUUGCCUAUGCCUGCAAACUGCUUGACCAUGAUGAGGAAAUCAUUACUCUGAAUGCUGAAUCACAGGAAACAUGUGCUGCUUUAUUGGAACAGUGUUUAUACUAUGUGGAGUCAAAAUUUUCAGACAGUGGAGUGAAGAAAUCUCUUGGAAAGGUGAACGUUGGGGUCACUUCUCUCCACCCGCCUUCCCCAUCUGCUGCCGCAUGCCCCAACUUAGGCCUCGUGAUCGAUGGGAAAACUCUGGCAUAUGCACUGGACAGAACCUUGGAAGACAAAUUCCUUUCUCUAGCUAGGAGAUGCCGUUCAGUCCUCUGCUGUCGAUCUACUCCAUUACAAAAGAGCAUGGUGGUAAAGCUGGUCAGAAACAAACUGAAAGCCAUGACCUUGGCAAUAGGUGAUGGAGCCAAUGAUGUCAGCAUGAUCCAAGUAGCUGAUGUUGGUGUGGGCAUCUCUGGUCAGGAAGGCAUGCAGGCGGUGAUGGCAAGCGACUUUGCAGUCCCAAGGUUCCGACAAUUGGAGAAACUUCUGCUUGUUCACGGACAUUGGUGCUACUCCCGACUUGCUAAUAUGGUGCUUUAUUUCUUCUACAAAAAUGCGAUGUUUGUGGCCCUUCUAUUUUGGUACCAGUUUUACUGUGGAUUCUCCGCGUCUUCCAUGAUUGAUCAAUGGUUUUUGAUCUUCUUUAAUUUAUUGUUCUCAUCACUUCCUCAAUUAAUUACUGGAGUGCUUGAUAAAGAUGUUCCAGCUGAAAUACUGGUUACUGUACCUCAACUCUACAAAAGUGGACAGAACAUGGAGGAAUACCAGCCCCAUAUGUUUUGGAUGAACAUGAUUGACGCCACCUAUCAAAGCCUGGUUUGCUUUUUCAUCCCUUACUUCGCCUAUCGUGACUCUGAUGUUGAUAUAUUUUCCUGGGGAACUGUCAUCAUGACGAUAGCUCUCUUCACCAUCAUACUGCAUUUGGGCAUUGAAACCAAAACCUGGACCUGGCUCCACUGGACAGCAUGUGGCUUCAGUAUCCUUGUAUUUUUCAUUGUGGCUUUGGUGUACAAUGCCUCUUGUUCAACGUGUUUUCCUCCAUCUAACCCUUACUGGACUAUGCAAAGGUUAAUGGGUGACCCCAUGUUUUACUUGACUACCAUCAUAUCAUCUGUUGUUGCCUUAUUGCCUCGAUUUUUGUAUAGAACAUUCCAAGGGACACUCUUCCCAACUCAGCUUCAGCUGGGGCGCCAGUUGGCCAGGUGGGGCCCAAAGGAAUUCAGUGUUCACAAAGACACCAUUUCUCAGCAACAUCCUAUAGGAGAGCAAGGAUUGCAGAGCUCAGCUUCGAAGGGCAGUGAUAACUCUGGACCCCAUCCUCAGGACCACUCUCCACUAGCAUCUCAGUCUGGACAUCAACCAGCUUCUGUAACAGAGUCCAGGAGUGCGCACAGGACAGCAAAUGUGAAUGCCCAGUCCUUGAAGAACACUAUGAUGGACAGCUUAAGGGGACACUCUUUGGUGCCACAGAGACUAGAAGGUGCUGUCCAAGAGGGACCAUCUGGUGAUUCUGAGGGGGAAUCCUCCACCAAAGAAGUAUCCCCCCUGUCCUCUAUUCUAGACCUGCCAGACUUCAGUUUACUAAACUGGAUUUCCUCCACACCAUUGUUUAAUGGGUUUGGAAGAGCCUUUCGGCUCUCUCAGAGUAGUUUACAAACUGACGUGCUGGGUGGCACAUUUUUCUCCGUUGGCUCCCAGCUGGAUCAGGACUUAAAAGGUUUAAAAAGAGAGACCUCAGACUGCUUCCAGGAGAAAGUUAAAGGGACUUCAGCUGUUUGCCACAACAGUGAAAAUCUUGAAACAACCUUUUUAUAACAUGGACUUUAAUAAUAUUUAUGUUUUCUAUUUGCACAGAAGAGUUAUAGUAAAAAUGUCUUUAAAUGUUUCCAGGACUGAAACAGGAAAUUAGAGGUACCAAAAAAAAAAAGGUUUAUUUUUAAAAUUUUAAGUAGAGUAUAUUGAAAAAGAUCAGAGCUUUAAAGUAUAAGAAAAAAGUUGCACUUGAAAAUUACAUUUAAAUCUAUUUUUUCAUCUCAUUUUAUAAGAAAAUGCAGUAUGUUUUAUUUUCUUCAAAAUGCUUUACUUAGCAUCCUGUCUGGAAGUAUAAGCAUCAUACCUAGUUCCCAGGGCAUUGGUUUUCAUUGCUAUUUUAUGGCAGGAAUAUAGAUGGCUAUCAGGGAGAGAUCAUUGUAAACACUCAAACAGCAAAUCCCACCAUGUGUGUUGCUCAUCUCGUCACAAAAAAGAAGGGUAAGAUAGAAUUUCAGGAAAAUGAAAAGCAUGAACACUCAUUCCAUCCUCUAAUGUCAUUCAGAUAGCUUAUAAAUAUCACAGUAUGAGUAUUUCAUCCCCUAUGUAGUACUUCACCUGUUUAAAAACCAUAACAAACAAUAAAUAAUGUUCAUAUUGCAAAAAAAAAAAAAGUGUCUCCUGUUACCAUUAGCCAGUUUGCACAUUUAUACAUUCUAGGUUAUGUUUCAAGGGUGGCGUAAUACUCACAGCCUGUCAGGACCUUUAUGCAUUAUGAAGAAAGUGGUUUGGUAAGACAGAAUGCACUAGUGCUGUUACUUAGUCUGAUGCUUACUAGCUGUGUGACCAUCAGCAAGCACUUCACCUCUCUGGACCUCGGUUUCCUCAUCUGUAAAAUGAGGGGCUUGGAUUUGACCACCUGUAAGGUCCUUUUUAACUCUGAAUCUAUGAUCCUAUUAUACCUCAUUCAGAGUCAUAUCAAGUCAAAUCAACAAGCAUUUAUUAAGCACCUACUAUGUUCUAGGCACUGUGCUAAGCCCUAGGGAUACAGAAAAAGACAAGAAACAGGAGCUCAGAGUCUACCAGAAAAGACAAACUACGUAUAAACAAAAUGUGCACAGGAUGAAUUGGAGAUAAUUUUAGAAAGAAGGCAGGAAGAUUAAGGAAGACUAGGAAAUCCUUCUUGCAAGUCCCUAAAGCUGAAGUUUGGAGGAAGUCAGGGAAGCCAGGAGACCUUGACAAGAAGGGAUGGUAUUCUAGGCACAGAGGACAGCUAGUGAAAAUUCCUCGAGUUGGAAGAUGAAGUGUCAUGUGAAAGGAAUGGCAAGGAGGCCAGUGUCAUUAGAUCACAGAAUAUGUGUAGAAAGCCACCUAGUUAGAAUGUAGAGAGGAAGGGGACCUUAUUCCAACUUCCUCAUUGUAUAUUCAAGGAAGCACAAAAAUAUGCAACGUUGUACCUAAGGUCACACAGGUAGGAAGAUGCCCCUCUGAAAAGAACACUGGAUUUUAAGUCAAAACUGGUUGAAAACUGAAAAUGAGGUGAAAGUGAUACGGAGAGUAGGAAUGGUUUCACCAUUGGCUUCUAGGGUACUGAGAAUGGACCCCUGAACUUGUCUAUUUCUGCUCCACCCUGGUUUCCAUACUGUACAAAACUACUGCUUCACUAAGUACCGUUUGAUGUCUGAUUGGAAUUCUGACUCUUUAUAUAGUUGUUCAAAGAAUAUAAUGUCUGUUUCCUAUGUCCUUGGUAUCAGCCAGCUACUUCCAAGAAGGUGGCAUGGUCGAGUGGAUACACAGAUGGAUUGGGGGUAGGGCAGAGGUUUUAUAACUCUGGAUUUCCUCCUGUCCCCAGGUUUCUCAUUUCCUGAACUUAUAAACCUACUUUACAAAUUACAAACUUG
Vombatus ursinus (common wombat) is the source of this 7384-nucleotide messenger RNA. It is a transcript of the gene ATP10A, whose product is annotated as ATPase phospholipid transporting 10A (putative). The transcript is spliced from 22 exons. Bases 822 to 5549 code for a protein of 1575 amino acids. Gene Ontology annotation, biological process: phospholipid translocation. The record is from RefSeq and is a predicted model, not a curated record. Gene Ontology annotation, cellular component: plasma membrane. NCBI's taxonomy places the organism in Eukaryota, Metazoa, Chordata, Mammalia, Diprotodontia, Vombatidae. Gene Ontology annotation, molecular function: ATP hydrolysis activity; magnesium ion binding; ATPase-coupled intramembrane lipid carrier activity.